Molecule: messenger RNA, 1145 nt
Organism: Carcharodon carcharias (great white shark)
Lineage: Eukaryota; Metazoa; Chordata; Chondrichthyes; Lamniformes; Lamnidae
Exons: 8
Coding region: 120-1145 (341 amino acids)
Source: RefSeq, a predicted model, not a curated record
CUCCUGGUUACAGAGUGAAACUCCCAUUCUGUGUCGGCCUGUGUGUGUCCCAUUGUCAGGAGGUGGACUUGGAGCUGCCCAGAAAAUACUACAUUAUUAAACUUAAAUGUCUUCAAGAAAUGGAUAAAGUGAUGGUAGAUGGAAUACCAAUAUUUCAUUGGACCUCUGUAAAUGACAUUAUACACAAGAGGUGGUCAUUGAAUGAUACCAAACAAUCGCUACUACAGCGUGAAUGGAAGACCUCAAAUCGAUCACAACAUUUGGAAGAAAUAAAGUCAGGUUCAGAGACAGUCAUUAGGACACCUCGUCCUGGUUCUAUUGUGAGCCAAAGGAAGGCAUUCUUUGAAUCACAUCUAAAAUUGCCAGCCUCAGUUACAAAGGACCCAACAGAACACGGUAAAAUCCCAGCGACACUGAAGCUCUGCAAUCCAGAUCUAGCUGGCAGUGGCAUUGUGGAUCGUGGUCAUAGACCAUGCCAAUUUUCAAAGGAUGACGAUAAUGUAAAUAUCAUAGAAGCUAAGUCAGGAAAAGAGGGCACCAUUCUGAAACACUCUGCCGUUGAGAAAGGAAGGCAACUAGUUGGUCUGUACCAGGCUAUUUGUGAGAAGGUUAAGCAAUCGUCACAUGAUUCAAAGCAAGAGAUUGGUGUGGAAGAAGGAUUUGUGCCUCACAAGGAAAAACCACCCCAGACACUUCAGGACAGGCUACAACAUUUGCUGAGUGAAGAUUCAGAUCAUCAGGAAGAAAGGGAAGAGAAAAUAGUUCAAUUUUCAUCUCUACAGACAAACCCACACUGUGUUCAAAUGUCAGCAUUUGGUGAUGAAAAUCCUGGUGAACAAGGAUCAGAUUCUCCACAUCUGGGCUCAGUGAUUCAAGCAUCAAGCAGCAACUCUGUGUCCACUGGAACCACAGGACGAUCACAACUGGAAGAUAUCAGACAACAUCUGCAGUCCCUGGAAGCAAAUUACCAGGAACUUGUCACACUUCUUUCAAGGGAGAGCAGGACUGUACCAGUGCAUCGAAAGUUACUGCAUAAGCAGAAAGGACAAAGUCCUGUGAAACAUGGCAAACUAUUAGCACAGCUCACAUUACAGCGACAGAAAGAUCUUUGGUAUUUAUCAGGGAGCAGUAGUUUGAAUAGAUGA